Messenger RNA from Penicillium argentinense, 1422 nucleotides. Its product is annotated as NAD-dependent succinate-semialdehyde dehydrogenase. The transcript is spliced from 3 exons. The record is from RefSeq and is a predicted model, not a curated record. The coding region runs from base 1 to 1422 and encodes 473 amino acids. Lineage: Eukaryota; Fungi; Ascomycota; Eurotiomycetes; Eurotiales; Aspergillaceae. Gene Ontology annotation, molecular function: succinate-semialdehyde dehydrogenase (NAD+) activity.
AUGGCACAGCAAUAUGAGCUUCCGUUUAAGCUAUCCGACCCAUCUCUCCUGCAUUUCGACUCCUUCGUGGGGAACAAAUGGGUAGAGGCCAAGAACAAGCAGCGAUUUGAAGUCCUCGACCCCGGGACCGACAAAGCAUGGGCCAGCUGCCCCGUCAAUACAGCCGACGACGUCGAUGCCGCGGUGCAGAAUGCCCACGCGGCCUUCGAGGACUUCCGCAAAGUAAGCCCGCGCAAGCGGGCGCAGUGGCUGCUGAAAUGGUGGGAGCUUACCACCGCAGCGCGGGACGACCUUGCUCAAAUCGUCACCCACGAGACGGGUAAGCCGCUGGCGGAGUCCUAUGGAGAAUUGGACUACUCCUUGGGUUUCCUCUGGUGGUUUGCCGGCGAAGCAGAGCGUAUCCAGGGCACCGUGUCUGUUCCUGCGGCGCCAAACCGCCGUUUAUUUACGAUUAAGCAGCCCAUCGGCGUGGCUGCGGCGCUGGUGCCCUGGAAUUUCCCCGUCGCGAUGGUGCUGCGCAAGGUUGGCGCCGCGAUGGCGGCAGGGUGUACGAUGGUUGUCAAACCGAGCCCGGAGACACCCAUUUCCUCGUUGGUGCUGGCUGAACUGGCGCAGCGAGCGGGCAUCCCGGCUGGUGUGUUGAAUGUCUUGACGACUGACCUAGAGAACACUCCACCAUUGAGCGAGGCGCUGUGCAAGCACCCACUCGUCAAGAAGGUGACCUUCACCGGCUCGACUCGCGUCGGCAAACUGGUCGCUACACACUGCGCACAAGGUCUGAAGAAGCUGACCCUCGAGCUGGGUGGUAAUUGUCCGUUCAUUGUCUUCGACGAUGCAAACCUCGACCAGGCUCUGGACCAGCUCAUGGCACUGAAAUGGCGCCACGCUGGCCAAGCGUGCAUUACCGCCAAUCGAAUCUACGUGCAGGCCGGUAUUUACGAUCGCUUCGCUGCCCUUCUGAAGGAACGCACCAGUGCAUUGGUGGUGGGCCACGGUUCAGCCAAGGAUACCACGAUGGGACCCUUGACGACGCCCCGCAGCAUCGAUAAGGCGGUUGCGCAGGUCGAGGAUGCGCGGAACCGCGGAGCGCAGGUGAUCCUCGGCGGGAAGCCGUUGACUUCGCAGAAGGGUUACUUCUUCGAGCCGACGAUCCUGUCGGGUAUGACCGAAGAGAUGCAGAUCUCGCACGAGGAGUCGUUCGCGCCCAUCGCGGCGCUGUACCGGUUCGACACUGAGGAAGAGGCGGUGCGAGUCGCUAAUGCGACCAGCAUGGGUUUGGCCAGCUACGCGUUUACUAAGAACGUCGAUCGCGUUUGGCGGCUGUUUGAGAAUCUGGAGGCUGGAAUGAUUGGAAUGAAUACAGGUGGGUGCAAGUUGUUUCUUGAUGAUAAAAAUUCGCAAACAGAGCUGACAAGUUAUUAG